Epithele typhae is the source of this 1014-nucleotide messenger RNA. RefSeq lists its product as uncharacterized. Bases 1 to 1014 code for a protein of 337 amino acids. Lineage: Eukaryota; Fungi; Basidiomycota; Agaricomycetes; Polyporales; Epitheliaceae. The record is from RefSeq and is a predicted model, not a curated record. The transcript is spliced from 8 exons.
AUGUCUACCAACGAAACAGUACCCGCGUUUGAUAUAUCCAUUAUCUACGCCCCGUUAUUCGUUGGUAUCAUCGUCGACGUUUACCUCUUUGGCAUCAUCUGCACUCAGGCGUUCUUGUAUUUUACCACCUACAAAAAGGACCUGGUAUGGAUGAAGGUCCUCGUCGGCACGGUGGUCGGCACCGAUUUCCUCAACUCCUGCUUUGACGUCAUGGCCUUGUACCGCCCGCUCAUCAUGCAGUUCGGUGAUUAUGCGGCCGUGCUGUCGACUACUUGGGAGUUCCAAAGCGACCCGAUUACCGUCGCCACCGUCGCCAUCCUCGUGCAGGGUUUCUUCGCGUGGCGUGUCAAGGUUCUCACCAAGAACAACUGGAUCGUCGGGUUCAUCUACAUCUGCGCGUUCGCGUCGUUCCUGGGCGGCCUUGGGACUACGAUCGGCGCCACCAAAGUCACGAAGAUGCUCGAGUUGGAUAAGCUCCGGCCGAUCACCUACGUCUGGCUUCCGAUGGCCGCGACUGCGGACAUCGCGAUUACGACCACUCUCGAAGACGGGAUGAGGUUCACCGACACGCUCAUCAACAAGAUCACCCGCCUGACGCUCGAGACGGGCCUGCUCACCUCCAUGUGGGCGUUGAUUAUCCUGAUCGUCUACCUGACCGUCCCGACCGGGCUCCACCUCUUCUUCAACUUCACGCUCUCGAAGCUGUACACGAUCUCCCUCCUCACCUCCCUCCUCAGCCGCCACGGCGGGAUAGACGGCGGGACCGAGGACUCGGGCUCGCACUCUGACGGGCGCACCCACUCCGGGCCGCCCGGGCGCGUGAACAUGCUCCGGUCCGCCGGGAGCGCACACCCGCAGCAGAUCUUCAUCGACGUCGAGGCGCACGAGAUGGUCGACGUCGACGACGUCAAGGGCUCGCAGCUCCUCGAGCACCAGAAGAAGACCGGGGACUCGCGCGCGUUGAGCGGCAACACGCGGCGCUCGUCGGUGACCGUCGACCGCUCGAUGGUCUGA